This is a messenger RNA of Cladocopium goreaui, 501 nucleotides long. The record is from the annotation of a GenBank genome assembly. NCBI's taxonomy places the organism in Eukaryota, Dinophyceae, Suessiales, Symbiodiniaceae.
CUCGAACACUUAGCUUUGAACACUUGAACACCCAUCCAAUCUGUGCAUCCAAUGGCUGACCAACUGACCGAAGAGCAGAUUGCAGAGUUCAAGGAGGCCUUCUCUCUGUUUGAUAAGGACGGUGAUGGAACUAUCACUACCAAGGAGCUUGGCACCGUGAUGCGAUCUUUGGGCCAGAACCCCACGGAAGCCGAGCUUCAGGAUAUGAUCAACGAGGUUGACGCUGACGGCAACGGAACAAUUGACUUCCCCGAGUUCUUAUCUUUGAUGGCUCGCAAGAUGAAGGACACUGACACUGAAGAGGAACUGAUUGAGGCCUUCAAGGUCUUCGAUCGCGAUGGCAACGGCUUCAUCAGUGCUGCAGAGUUGCGCCACGUGAUGACCAACCUUGGAGAGAAGCUUACUGAUGAGGAAGUCGAUGAGAUGAUCCGCGAAGCCGAUGUGGAUGGCGACGGUCAGAUCAACUAUGAGGAGUUUGUGAAGAUGAUGAUGGCCAAAUGA